UUAAUUUUUAUUAAAAUAUUAAAUUAGCAAAAUAUCAGUAUUUAAUCAGAGAGGAAAGAUAAGGGAGAGCCGCCGUCGUGCUUCUCUCUCUCCUCCUCUUUCUUUCUCUCUCUAGCUUUGUCAUCUGUUGCCCAAUACCUAAACCUAAUUUCCAUCCCCUCUCCGAUUUAAUUCGAAUUUAAUAUUAUUAUUUUUUUUCUCUAUAAAUCGGAUGGACGCUCCCUUCUAUUAACCUUGUUUCCUUCCCCGUCCGUCUUCUACCUCUCGCCUAAUUUUUGCUUCCUUUUCCCUCUCUAUUGUGAUGUCCUUGUAGCAAUUAGGGUUUCCUUACACAGGCAAGCCAAGCAGCUCAACUCUUCACCCAACUUCAGGUUGUACGACGUCGUUUGCAAGCAAGGAAGAAAUGAAUCACUGUGCGAUUCAGCAAGGAAACGCCCUCUCAGCUUGCGACGACAUGAGGACUUGUUCCAGAGACUCGGUAGUUUGUCCCAAACCUCGCCGAUUUGGUCUCCUUAACGUUAACCAGAACGAUCCCGUCAGAUCUCUCCGAUGGCAUCUCGGCCACCAAGCGGAGCUCUAUGAUUCGAAAGCAGGGUCUGAAAUUUUGGACAACAUUCUCUCAAAGGGAUCUUUUGGUGUUGAACAAUUAUCGUGUACAGAAAUAGCCUCGCCGCACCCAUUUUUCAGCGGGUCACCGCCGAGCAGAGUAGCUAACCCAUUAAUUCAGGAUGCUAGAUUUGGGGAUGAGAAACUCACCCCAUUGUCACCACUGUCGCCAACCGCUCCCCCAUUGGGCCUUUCAUCGUCUCCUUCAUCAUCUGCUAGGAAAGGAGGCUAUGCUCGGGCCAGUUUCGGGAGCAAACCAGCAGUGAGGAUCGAGGGGUUUGAUUGCCUGGACAGGGAUCGACGUAAUUGCAGUAUCCCUACCCUGGCAUGAGAUCCCAAUUCAAUCGAUGAAGGUACAUAGGAAAAGACUGAGCUUAAAGUUUGAUAUAGCCAACCACAUUACUUUGAUAGCACUGUGAGGAAAUUUUGAAAUUUUCAGCACGAGAAGAGAACUACGACGAUCCUUCUACCUUGUGUAUAUAUGUACGAGGGAUUUGUGUAAAUGAAAUGUGUCAGUGUCGUGUAAGUAAAUGAGAUGUUAACCAAAUAAUAAACGGGUUCAUCGAUCGUGUCUAGGAGUGUUUACGACCCUCUUGUAUUGUAAAAAGUAAAAGAGUACUGUGGGAAAAUUUUCGUUGUGUUUCCAUUUAGGUGUUUCGGAGUUUCAUAGAGCGGCUUGCGAAGCGAAUCUGUAUAAAUUGAAGCCGCUGUUGAGUCGAUCUAAACAGUCGUUUAGUGUGUAAAUAAAGCAUUUGUGUUUUAGUCCGUCUUCUGUUGUGUAUGACA
Malus domestica (apple) is the source of this 1392-nucleotide messenger RNA. RefSeq lists its product as uncharacterized. NCBI's taxonomy places the organism in Eukaryota, Viridiplantae, Streptophyta, Magnoliopsida, Rosales, Rosaceae. The record is from RefSeq and is a predicted model, not a curated record.